GCUUUACCUAUACAUAACUGAUAACACUAACAGACACAAUUUCACUCACAUCACAAUUUUUCUUGUGAAUGAGUAUUUAAAGUUUAAACACGACAAAACUAGCGUGUGGACACUGAACGAGCAUUCGUAAAAUACGAACCAAGUGAGUGAGUGACCCACACUCAACUAUUUUAUUUCCUAUUCUUUUUUUGGGUUUCCCCCUCGUGCAAAUAUCUUAACUUAAAUCUUUUUCAUCAUCAUAAUAAACAUUACAUUACCAGUAUUGUACUACAAAUACUACUAGUAUAAUAUAGACGUCAAUAAAAUAUAAAUUUCAUCAUAAAUAAUAAUAUUCAAAAAAUAAAAUUAAUAUUAAUAAAAAUAUUAUUUUAUAUAUAUAGAUGAUGAAGUUCGAACAUGUUUAAGGUGAAGUGAGAGAAAAAGGAUAGAGGAAAAUGAGAAGAAAGAGAGAGCUAAAAAAAAAAAAAAAAAAGAGGUGGUAUUUUGAGUGAUGAAGGAAUUAGCAGUAACACUAAUUAAUUAAAGUUAAAAUGCGAAAGUGUUAAGAGAGAGAGAGAGAGAGAGAAAUGAAAAGAGAAAUAAUUUUAUAGGAAAUGGAAUAGAAUAAAACAAAAGAGGCACAAAUACAAAGCUUAGUUAGAGUGAGUGGGGUUCUGAUCUUCAAAGUUAGAAAAAAGUAGUAACUUAGGAAGAAGCAGAGGGAGAGAGAGAGGGAGAGGAGGGGUCAUUAGGGAGAGGGUAUAUCCAAACAACCUUAAAGGGAGGUUUUUUUUUCUUAGGGUUUGUGGUUUCAGACACUAAAUCUUCUUGUUUUUUGAAGAGUGUUGUUGUAGUUAUGGGUUGUGGGUGUGGUGUUAGUGUUGUUCUUGUGUUUUGUUUAUGGGGUGUUUUGAUCUCGGUGUCUUCUUCAACUAGGCUUGGUGGUUCAAGACAAAAGUUUGAGGUUAACAAGCAUUUGAAUCGUCUUAACAAACCUCCUGUCAAAACCAUUCAGAGUCCAGAUGGGGAUAUUAUAGAUUGUGUACCUGUUUCAAAGCAACCAGCUUUUGAUCAUCCUUUCCUCAAAGAUCACAAAAUUCAGAUGAGACCUAAUUUCCAUCCUGAAGGGCUUUUUGAGGAAAACAAGUUGGAUGAUAACAAAGAAAAAUCAAGUACUCCCAUUAAUCAACUAUGGCAUGCUAAUGGUAAAUGCUCGGAAGGCACAAUACCUAUUAGGAGAACAAAGGAGGAGGAUGUUCUAAGAGCAAGUUCAGCCAAAAGAUAUGGAAGGAAGAAGCACAAGUCAUUCGCUAAGCCGAGGUCAGCAGAGCCUGAUUUGGUUAACCAAAGUGGUCAUCAGCAUGCAAUAGCAUAUGUUGAAGGAGAUAAGUUCUAUGGAGCAAAGGCUACUAUAAAUGUUUGGGAACCAAAGAUACAGCAGACUAAUGAGUUCAGUUUGUCUCAGAUUUGGGUAUUAGGAGGUUCAUUUGGUCAAGAUCUUAACAGCAUCGAAGCUGGCUGGCAGGUUAGUCCAGAUUUAUACGGUGAUAACAACACACGGCUAUUCACCUACUGGACGAGUGAUGCAUAUCAAGCUACUGGUUGCUACAAUCUUCUUUGCUCAGGAUUUAUUCAAGUCAGCAGUGACAUAGCAAUGGGUGCAAGCAUUUCUCCAAUUUCUUCUUACCGAGAUUCCCAGUACGAUAUCAGCAUACUUAUCUGGAAGGAUCCAAAAGAGGGGCACUGGUGGAUGCAAUUUGGGAAUCAAGGCACUGUAUUAGGAUAUUGGCCAUCUUUCUUGUUCUCAUAUUUAGCAGACAGUGCUACCAUGAUAGAAUGGGGAGGAGAAGUUGUUAAUUCCGAGCCUGAUGGUCAACACACUUCAACUCAGAUGGGAAGUGGUCAUUUUCCUGAAGAAGGAUUUGGCAAAGCAAGUUAUUUUAGGAAUAUUCAAGUGGUUGAUAGCUCUAAUAAUCUCAAAGCUCCAAAAGGACUUGGCACUUACACUGAACAUCCAAACUGUUAUGAUGUUCAAACAGGUAGUAAUGGAGAUUGGGGACAUUUCUUUUACUAUGGAGGACCUGGUAAAAAUGCAAAUUGUCAAUGAUGCAAAAGAAAAAACAAUCAUAUGUCUGUUGUAUCAUUCAAUCAUCAAUCAAAUCCUAGUAGUGUUAUUAUAAAUCCUUCUUCUCUUCAAUCUUUGUACACCAUUUUUUCCUUUUCUUUUUUCUUUCUUUUCUGUAGUGGAAAGUUUUGACUGCUUUCUAAUUUUAUAUUGAAAAGAUUCUCCAUGUAAGCAAGUGGAGAAGUGUGGUCAAGUUUCUCAAAAGGCUGAAGAAACAGGCCCUUUAUAAAAUCCUUGUAUUUUAUUUGUUUCUCCACUUCUCCCUAUGGGAGCGUUUGUCAAAA
Medicago truncatula (barrel medic) is the source of this 2388-nucleotide messenger RNA. RefSeq lists its product as uncharacterized. Bases 836 to 2086 code for a protein of 416 amino acids. NCBI's taxonomy places the organism in Eukaryota, Viridiplantae, Streptophyta, Magnoliopsida, Fabales, Fabaceae. The record is from RefSeq and is a predicted model, not a curated record. The transcript is spliced from 7 exons.